Messenger RNA from Portunus trituberculatus (swimming crab), 1693 nucleotides. RefSeq lists its product as uncharacterized. The transcript has a single exon. The record is from RefSeq and is a predicted model, not a curated record. Lineage: Eukaryota; Metazoa; Arthropoda; Malacostraca; Decapoda; Portunidae. The coding region runs from base 23 to 1693 and encodes 556 amino acids.
UGUUCGGCCAGAUUUUCCUUUGAUGGGCAUGCACGGUGCUCCAUCCACGCCCCGUGUGUGCAAGGGGACAAUUUCUCCCUCGGCUUGUGAGACUUGCUCUCAGUGGGUGGGAGCUAUUCUUCACGCUCCAUCCCCUUUGGUGGCUCCAGCACUUUCUCUCCUGAAGCACCGUUGGUAUGCUGCCCGCCGAGCCUGUGCGAAAGGUGGGGUGAGCCUGCGCUGGGCUGAUGAAGAGCUGGCAAGGACCUUGCAAAUCUCACGCGGCCGUAGCCGUUCUUCAGACCGAAGUGGAAGCAGGGGGCGCCCUCCGUCCUCCUCUUCGUCAACGGUGUCAGUACCUUCGUCCCAAGCACGAAGCCAGCUUCAUGGCUCGCCAGGACCUUCUGCACGAUCGUCUCGCAAGCCCCGCUCGCCGUCUGUGGCACGAACCACGGCAUCACCACCUCCUCCUCAGCGGCCUCCACCUGCGGCGCCCUCCUCGGAGCAGCUUUGGGAGAUGUUCUCUCAGAUCAAAGGCCUCCUGCAGCAGCAUGAGAGGAGGGAAAGGGAUUGGCGUUCCCCUUCCCCUGCCUCACCAGAAGGCUCUGUCUCUCCUGUAUACAGUGGGGGCCAGCCUUCUCCUGCUGCUUCGGAACCCAGUGUGGGUCAGCUUUCCCCUGCUCACUCUCACGGCCAUCCCGUCCUGGAUCAACAACGUGACCAGCCGACCAUGGCCGAAGAUAGUAUUGCCUUUGACUGGGCUCAAGUCCCUUCCUCGUGGCCCGUGAUGUACUGUGAUGGCAAACUGUUUGUCAUGCAGAACAAACCGGACUCCUCAGCUUUGGUCCCCAGGACAGACUUAGAGGUACGGGCCAGGAUGAGACAAGACGGUCAUGAGAUUUUCCAGUACCGCAGGGUUCGCCUCUCGCGCCGAGAGUCACACCCGUCUUUCCCUUCUGUCUCGGCUACUCUGGCCUUCGAUGCAGUGGAUGCAGUGUCCUCCGCUGGUUUUCUGCCCUCCUCGUCGGCUGUUGAGAUCUCCAUGUCAAAUGAGGGUAAAAGGAUGGCCACGUUGGGAAACCAGAACUUCGUCAACUGGGGGAAGUUGCAAAUUGAGCCCAGGAGCCUCUGGGUAUCUCUGUUGGCGAGAGAGGAAUCUUCGGCUGCUGUGCCUCUUAGUUCCCUUCCCUUCUUUCCUGACUCUGCCUCGCUGGAUGUCCACAUCAGAGAGUUUCUCCUGGCCCCACCUUUGUCCUCCGCAAGUUUCCCAUGGCAAGCUCAGCACGUAUCAAGAUCCAUGCUGACCAAGGAUCAUCGGGAGUGCCUCUUAGCUACUUUACCUAUAUCCACGGCUUCUGAGUUUUCCCAGAUUGCACACUGGUUACAAGACCUGGCUAAUGCAGCUGACAGGGUGUCUCCAGGAGAAGCUCGUUCUGUGCUUCAAGCUAUCUCCACGGUAGCGGCUGGACUGGCUCAGGCACACGCUCCCACAGUCCGCCCUACUCUGGUGAGUGCAGUGGGUGCCAGACUCAACAUCAGGAGGGAAGCUUUUAAGGGCAAACCGAAGGAAAUGCUCCAGGGUAUCCUGCGCCAGGACCCCUUUUCCCCAGAUCUCAUUUCUGAGGUGUCGCUUCAGACUGUCUUGGCUUCCCAACCUUCGGUCUUUAAGUUAGCCACGACACAGGCUCCCAGUUCCUCUAAUGGUGUGAGUUGA